Molecule: messenger RNA, 3312 nt
Organism: Penicillium waksmanii
Lineage: Eukaryota; Fungi; Ascomycota; Eurotiomycetes; Eurotiales; Aspergillaceae
Product: NPA1/URB1 family protein
Exons: 4
Coding region: 1-3312 (1103 amino acids)
Biological process (GO): maturation of 5.8S rRNA from tricistronic rRNA transcript (SSU-rRNA, 5.8S rRNA, LSU-rRNA); maturation of LSU-rRNA from tricistronic rRNA transcript (SSU-rRNA, 5.8S rRNA, LSU-rRNA)
Cellular component (GO): nucleolus
Source: RefSeq, a predicted model, not a curated record
AUGUCGCGCAUCACAGAGCAUCCACUACGGGCCAAGAGGAGAAAGCUGGAUGAUGAUUCACAUCCAGUUCCAGAGGUGAAUUUUACAUCGCCAGCCCAGUUGCGCGAGUUGCUAGUCUUUCAGCAAAAUCCCGCGACCGCCAAGCAAGGCCUUGUUCAUUUCAAAGAGUUUCUGUCUUCUAUCCAUAACCCGGAAAAAGAAAAAGACAAGGCCCAGAAGCUGAAGGUUCUGAAGGGCUAUUGUGAUAAGCAAAUCUCGCCGGGCAAGGAAGAAGGCGACUCCAUUUGCUUUCCAGACAUCAUCCAGUCCUGGAGCUUUGCGGACGCUAACAACAAUGAGCCGCUUCUGACUACUGUUCCUUCGGUUCUUGCCAUCUUCUUGAAGACCAUCUCCCGAGAGAUUGAUUUCCGCGACUUUGGCCUUGCCCUGUGCAAGCAUCUGUUACAGAAGGACCAACUGAGACUUUUCAAUCGUGGUCUGACUGCCGCAAAAGCGAAAGAGCAUCUUAUCUCUCCCUGUCUCCGCCUUUUGACCGAAAUCGUCACAUAUGAUGGCGGUGCGGUUGCCCGGCAAUUAUACAACCGCCGCUAUAUCGUCUUUAAGCGUCUUGAGAUCUUUUUAACUCCCAACAAGGUUAAUCCUGAUGCGGGUCCGGAGGAGGUAUCAAAAUCGACACUUCGCCGAAAUGCCCAACGCUAUCUACUCGCCAAUCUGAGGGUGCAACAUACACUCGAGAAGAGCGAUAUCAUUGAGCAGUUCAAACUCACCAGAGCAUUCCUCGAGCCUCUCCGCAAAGAUCCUCGGGAAAUCACCUUGGAAGUGAUCAAGGCGAUUGAGAGAGAUAUCAUCCAGGAUGCUUCUAUCCCACGCAAGACCAAGAGUAAGUUUUUCAACCGUGGAAAUAUGGAGAAGUUGGUCACACUUUAUGGCUACGACCGGGAAUCCGAUGAGCCCAACCCCGAGGGAAUCUCAAUCGCCAAUGAGAUCCACCGCAUCUUGUUGAACCUCUGCAAAACCGCCGAUCUUGGCGUACUUCUUCCUGAGUCGGGAUGGUAUCCGGUCGGAGUUGACCCGGAGAGGCUUCCUGUGGACGACGAUGAGUGUAUCGAGCUGGGCCUCGAUUCGCCGAUUUAUGUCGACAAAUUCCGGGAGUUGGUUCCUGUUCGCAACGGCACGUUGUCAUACCUUAUUCAAUGUCUACGCCCCGAUGUCGAUAGUCUCCAGAUUGAACUGCUCGUGACAAUCUUCAAGGUUGCACCAGAGCUGAUUGCCGACUACUUCACCAAGAAGACAAUGUUCACAGCCGACCCUAAAGCAACACCCUCCUGGAUGGCCGAGUCCGCAUUCCUAUUUUCGACGGUACAACUUCCCGUUCCUACGAAUUGUGGCUGGAAAGACAAACAACCAAUCCUGCCGCCACCAGUCUCAAUCGUCAUUGAGAACAUUCUUCCGCGCCCUUUGAGCCAGAAGAUUAUGUCUCGCUGUUUGAACCAGAAUGCAGAGAUCAUUACCCUGUUUUCUGUGCGAAUCUUGUCUCUUGCAUUUACAAAAUUGCGGGCAGUUCUCAAGAUCUUCCGGGAGGACCAUGGCCAAGGACAACUGUUUUGGAACCAAGCCUCAUCUAGGCUGCUCGCUGAGUUCUCUCGCCGGUGCCCCGCUCUCAAGGAUGUUAUCCUCCUGUUCCGGCGAACCGCCAAGGAAGAUCUUCAACAGCAGCAGGCCGUGGCGGAGCUAUUGACCUUCUAUUAUGAUGUGAUGCCCGACAUCGCCUUAGAAGAGAAUUUCGAUGUGUCACUGGUCCUAGUAGAGGUUCUCAAGCGACUGGAGGAGUCGGAGCUUAGUGCGGACGAUUCCGAGAUGCUCUUAAGCCAGCUUCAGAGUGUUCUCCAGAUCGCGCAGCAAUCUACAUCGAUGCGUUGGUGGCAGAAACCAGCCUCUAUGCAAUACUCGCCGUUCACCUCGGUUCUCAAAGUCCUUGUCGGAACCUCGGACAAAGUCUCUUCGCGACGAAUCUCUGUUCUGUUAAGGACUGUCCUUGUGGAUAACUCUGUCUUCCAAAGUUCUCCGCUGUCAUUCAAUGCGCUCUUGACAAGUCUUGAGGAUGCUGAAUCGGAAACUUUGCACAAGCAGCUGGUUUUCAUCGAAAAUUGCAUUUCUCGCGUGGCUAAGAAACCUGUUCAUUACCUCGACCUCAUCAACUCUCUCUCCAAGGAUGCGGCUACUACUACAAGUUCGUUUGUGGCUGCUAUCGUCGAGCAGUGGCCCUUUGUGGUGAAGGCAGGCGACGUAAGCACCGAAGUUGCUGUGGGCACAUGGAUUGCCAAGCUAUUCGGCCAACUCAAACAAGCCGGAGAGAACACAGGUGCUCUGAAGGCCGCGCGUGAUGCCCUGACUGAAACCACCGAAGCCAAAAAGGUCCGCUCUGCGCUGAAAAAAUGUCUUAAGGGAGUCGAAGAUGUUGAAUCGGAAGAUAAAAUGGAGAUCGACUCUGGCCCAACCCAGCCAAGUUCAUCCAUCAUGCCCGCGGAGAGAGAGGAACUCGAAGCAGCUGUGGAGCAAGGCCAGAUUGCCGAGCUGAUGCUCUGCUUGUGCUCUGAGCACGAGGAAGUGCGGAGGCAAGCAUUCGCCAAUGUCGCACGCUUCAUGGCCCAAUUGAAGGAAUCCAAAUAUGCUGAAUGGCGCUCUGUUUACACCCUGACUGGUGAAUUACUCGAGACCGUCAAUGCGCUUGGUAUCAGUGCGGGUGAGCCCAUCCCUUGGAUUGUUGGUGAAUGCGCGGCCAACUGCCUUGCGGUCAUCACGAGCCCCUUGCACAAGGUAUAUGGCAAGGUGAACAAAUUCUUGCAAAAGGGACCAGCGUGGGAAGUUGAGAAGAUCCCGUCUUACUGGAUCGACAAGAUCUUCUUACACGAGCCUGAGCUGGAUGAUGGAUUCUUCGACGAGAUUGAUUGGCUCUUGGGAUUGUUCGUGAAGGGUCUUCGCAGCAAAGCGGAUAUGGAAAUCUACCGUCGUGCGAAUGUCUUCGAGCGCAUCCUCUCGCUAUAUCAGUCUUCAAGCAUUGGCACCGAGGCUCGCAAAAAGAUCUUGCAUAUCAUCUUCCGUGCAGCUCAGGUCGGUGGCAGCACGACGCUCAUCACUCGGGCUGCCAUCAUCAGCUGGAUUGAGGUCCAGAUCACUGUGGCCAAUGCUAAGGAGGCGGCUCUCCUCUCGGCUCUCGCGCGGAAGCUAUACGAAAUGUCUGAUCGCGAACGAGUUGAUGCUUGGAGUGCGGGCACGAUUGAGCAGGCGCUCAAGCAGAUUGAACAGGCAUAG